AUGGAACCAAACCCGUGCGAUUGGGGGGAGGGAGUCAAUGCCGUCCUCUUCAGGAACGACAAGUUCGGGACCGGUAUCGACAACGAGCUGACCGAGGGCUCCUACCCCAAGAGUGGCCACAACCGCAAGAUGCAGUUCUGGAUGAUCAUCGCGCGCCGGAGUAGCGAGGGAGUGAGCAGCUACACGGGCUAUGCCUAUGCGCUGGGUUUGAUCUCAUCCGUCAUCAUCGGGUUCGUGUGGCUGACCGUCGGACUAGUCCGCCCGCAGGCCUCCAACACCUACCGGACUCAUCACCUGCGCCUCGCCGAGCGAAGUCUCCCGUGCACGGUCAAGAGCCAGAUGCAGGGGCGCUCGUCGAACGUCGUGGUGACCAACGUGACCUGA
Molecule: messenger RNA, 384 nt
Organism: Acanthamoeba castellanii str. Neff
Lineage: Eukaryota; Discosea; Longamoebia; Acanthamoebidae
Exons: 7
Coding region: 1-384 (127 amino acids)
Source: RefSeq, a predicted model, not a curated record